GCACUUCACUCAACUAUUUACAGCACUUUUCAAGAAGCCCGAGCAGAGACCCUUCAUCCAUCCAGUGUGCGGACAAUGUUAUAGGGAGCGGACCGAGGAGCCCUUCUAUCCCCUCCCAAGAUGCCGCGAUCCUUCCUGGUCAAGAAACACUUCAACUCCUCCAAGAAGCCCAACUAUGGGGAGCUGGACAGCCACACAGUGAUCAUCUCUCCAUUCCUAUAUGAAAGAUACCCGGUGUCAGUGAUCCCCCAAGCAGACAUCCUCAGCACGGUCGCCUACAGCCCUAUCACAGUUUGGACUAGCCUGCUCCCUCCGCCCCUGCCCAAUGACCUGUCACCCCUGUCGGCCUACCCUUCAUCGCUGGGACGCGCCAGCCCCCUUCCCCAAUCGGACGGCUCAUCCAAAGACCACAGCGGCUCAGAGAGCCCGAUCAGCGACGAGGAGGAGAGGAUCCAGUCCAAACUUUCCGACCCCCAUGCCAUAGAUGUGGAAAAGUUUCUAUGCAGCUUGUGCAGUAAGACCUACUCCACCUUCUCCGGGCUGGCCAAGCACAAGCAGCUCCACUGCGACGCUCAGUCUAGGAAAUCGUUCAGCUGCAAAUACUGUGAAAAGGAGUACGUGAGCCUGGGAGCGCUAAAGAUGCACAUCAGGACCCAUACGUUACCUUGUGUGUGCAAGAUCUGCGGAAAGGCGUUCUCCAGACCCUGGUUGUUGCAAGGACACAUCCGAACUCACACAGGAGAAAAGCCCUUCUCAUGCCCACAUUGCAACAGAGCUUUCGCAGACAGGUCGAACCUAAGAGCCCAUUUGCAAACCCAUUCAGAUGUGAAGAAAUAUCAAUGCAAAAGCUGUUCCAAAACUUUUUCCAGAAUGUCCCUACUGCACAAGCACGAGGAGUCUGGCUGUUGCGUAGCACACUGACACUCGGCAGUCAACACAUGAGCGCACGCUGUCGGAUCAGUCAGGACUUGACAUGCCUUAUUCAGGGUUCCUUUACACAGCCUGGGGACAAUCCUAAGGUCCUUUACCUCUGCCUACCAAAGAAUCAAACCAAAGCCAUUUUUACCAUGGAUUUGACAUUCCGAAUGGGGAACGGCACCUUUCAGCAUUGAAGCAAAAGCCCUCUAAGCUUCAGAUUUAUGUGACUUUUGAGAAAAAUGCCUACAGAGAUAAAGAUCAAAUUCUUGCCUAAACCAUUUCAGCCGGAUAGUAUUUUCUUUCACAGUGCCUUAAUAAUUCUUCAGAAUCUCAGGUGCCUUUUUUUUGGUCAGAAUUGUUUUAUAUUAUCACUGUUUUGCUAUGACAAUGAACAUUCGUAAGACUUUACUUCAAUGCAAACGAUCAAACCCAAAUCAUAUGGCCAAGUUAAGAAGUUCUGCCUUAAAGGACACGUGCCUUAAGAAAAGAAAAAAAAAAUGUACAUUUUCUGCACAGCAAAAACUUUUGAUAUUUUACAUAUUUUUUAAAUGGGAGCAAGUGCAAAAAUCGAGGGUUUAUGGGAGGGUUAGGUUGUAGAUAUUGAAGUGCACAAAGAAAAUGCCUUGUACAUUUUCAGCGGUCUCUGCAUACAAACCCUCUGCCUUUUUUUAUAAUAAUUCUGUAAAAUAUGUGAAUAUAUUGUAAAUGGCUAUAUUUUUAUAUAUGUUUGUGUGUGUGUGUGUGUGUGUGUGUGGGAAUGAUGCGUAAAGCUGCGUGCAGCUUUCAGACCAACUUGAAGAAUGAAUGGCGUAUAUGUUUUCUAAGUCUUUUUUAUAAAAGAAAUAAAAUAAUUUUUUGGGAUA
Molecule: messenger RNA, 1781 nt
Organism: Rana temporaria (common frog)
Lineage: Eukaryota; Metazoa; Chordata; Amphibia; Anura; Ranidae
Gene: SNAI2
Product: snail family transcriptional repressor 2
Exons: 3
Coding region: 121-921 (266 amino acids)
Biological process (GO): regulation of DNA-templated transcription
Molecular function (GO): DNA-binding transcription factor activity, RNA polymerase II-specific; RNA polymerase II cis-regulatory region sequence-specific DNA binding
Source: RefSeq, a predicted model, not a curated record